AAGACAACAACGCUCAUGCAUUGGGAGAAUACAUAACAUACCUCCGGGAUCGGGCGAGUGUUGGUACUUAAGGAUACUACUCAAUAAAGCUAAAGGAUGUCAGUCUUUUGAAGAUGUUCGCACCGUGGAUGGUGUCGUAUACCCGACAUACAAAGAUGCCUGCCACGCACUAGGUAUUAUAGAUGACGAUCAAGAAUUUGUUGAAGCACUCGAAGAAGUGAACAAAUGGGGAACUGCAUCAUACUUAAGAACAUUAUUUGCUACUUUUCUGCUUAUAAAGAAUCUGCAUUCUCCAUUGCACGUGUGGACCAAUUGUUGGAAGCUUCUUGCAGAUGAUUUCUUGCAUGGUCCAGGAAAUCCAAAUAUAACGUACAUUGUCUCAGAGAGCGAGGCUCAAGACAAGGCACUUCAAAGGAUCGAAGAGAUUCUAAAGAGUAAUGGAAGAACAUUGGCUGACUUUGAAAGGAUGCCUGUCGUAGAACAUAUAGAUGAUGGACGAGUAGUUGACGCAUUGGUGCGGGAAAAAAUACAGUAUGAUAAGGAAGAAUUGUCUAGCCAGCUGAUGCAGUUACUUCCAUCAUUAACGACUGAACAAAAAGAAAUUUAUGAUUGUGUUAUUAAUGCAAUAUCUACAGAUCAAGGAGGUGUGUAUUUUGUUCAUGGAUUUGGUGGGUCUGGAAAAACAUUCUUAUGGAAUACAUUGGCAGCAUCUGUGAGGAGCAGAGGAGAAGUGUUGGUUAAUGUUGCUUCAAGCGGCAUUGCGUCAUUAUUGCUUCCCGGUGGUAGAACCUCUCAUUCCAGGUUUUCGAUCCCAUUGAGUAUUGCUGAAAAUUCAACAUGUAAUAUCAAGCGUGGGAGUCCAAAAUCAAGAUUAUUAAUAGCCACAAAAUUAAUCAUUUGGGAUGAAGCACCAAUGACUCACAAGUAUUGCUUUGCGGCUCUUGACAAGACACUCAGAGAUAUUUGCUCAUCUGUAAAUCCAAAGAAUGAAGAGUUGCCCUUUGGUGGAAAAAUUGUUGUUCUAUGAGGGGAUUUUCGACAGACGCUACCGGUAAUCCCUAAAGGCACGCGUGAAGAAAUUGUCAUGUCGGCAAUAAACUCAUCAUACUUAUGGGAUUAUGUUCAAGUCAAGCAUCUCACAAUAAACAUGAGGUUGAUGCAUCAAAGCAACAUGCUGGAUAGGGAAGAAGUUGAACGAUUUGCUAGGUGGAUAUUACAGAUUGGCGAGGGCACUAUCGGUAAGGAGUCUGACAGAGGCAUUGAAGUUGAAAUACCACCUGAUUUGUUGAUCCACUCGAAUGGGGAUAACUACAAAGCCAUUGUUGACAGUACUUAUCCAGACUUGCACAACAAUCUGUCAAAUUUUGACUACUUGGAAGAGAGGGCAAUCCUGGCACCAACUUUGGAAAUAGUAGAGGGCAUAAACAACUACAUCCUCUCAACGUUACCAGGAGAAGAGGUCUAUGCAAUGGAACACGAGGGGUGAUAAAAAAAUUGGGGAAACGCAUCUUGGAAGCCAAAGUCCUCACCGGACCGAGCAGAUGGAAUAAAAUAUUGAUUCCAAGGAUGAAUCUAUGCCCAACAGAUACAACGUUGCACAUAAAACUUCAGAGGAAACAAUUCCCAAUUUUAGUAUGCUUUGCAAUGACCAUCAACAAAAGUCAGGGGCAAACACUAGCACAUGUUGGACUUUAUUUGGAAAAAAGUGUAUUCACGCAUGGGCAGCUAUAUGUGGCUGUUUCAAGAGUCAAGAGCAGAAAUGGGUUGAAAAUUUUGUUGGGUGGAGGAGAAGGAUGCAAUACAAC
This is a messenger RNA of Cuscuta europaea, 1805 nucleotides long. Lineage: Eukaryota; Viridiplantae; Streptophyta; Magnoliopsida; Solanales; Convolvulaceae. The record is from the annotation of a GenBank genome assembly.